Messenger RNA from Lethenteron reissneri (Far Eastern brook lamprey), 2719 nucleotides. Its product is annotated as ankyrin and armadillo repeat-containing protein-like. Lineage: Eukaryota; Metazoa; Chordata; Hyperoartia; Petromyzontiformes; Petromyzontidae. The record is from RefSeq and is a predicted model, not a curated record. Gene Ontology annotation, molecular function: protein binding.
AUGGACAUGCACUGCAGUGUCGUCUGCAGUGAUCCGCUCUCCUUGCUCGGGACGCGGUUGUCGGUGGACUCCCACGUGGUGGAAGAUCCCACUCAUGGGGACCUGCAGGGUAGGGAGCGAGAGGUAUCCUCGUGUCCCCGCACUCCGAUGGGAACGUUUGACGAGCAGGGAUGGGCGCCCGUGCACCACGCGGCCCACGAGGACGACGCGGCCGCCCUGGAGGCCCUGCUGGCGGAGCCCGGCGCCGCUGCCGAGCAGCUGGAGCUGGAGACGCGCGACGGCCUGCACUCCACGCCGCUGCUGCUGGCGGCCGCCGGACCCGGGCGCCGCCGCUGCUCGGAGCUGCUAGUCGCGCGCGGCGCCCGCCUCGACGCCACCGACGUGCGCAACCGCGGCCCGGUGGAGCUGUGCGCGCUGCACGGCGGCGCGGAGGCGCUGGAGCGCCUGCUGGACCCGCCGGCGCCGGCGACCCCGCCGAUCCUCGCGCACCGGCUGCUGGUGAGGGGAAUCGGCUCCGACAACGGCGACGUGGCGGAGGCCGUGAGCUGCGCCGUCGCCGAGCUGCUGGCGCGGCGCGACUUCGCCGACCGGCACCUGGAGGCGCUGGCGCGGGAGGGCCUGGCGCCGGUGCUCUUGAGGGUGCUGGGCACGUUCGGCGGGGCCGCGGCGUGCGUCGGGAGCCUGCGUGUCCUGGCCGCGAUGGCGCGACACCCGCUGGGCCGCGGUCUCGUCGUGGCCACCGGCGGCUUCGUUCCGCUGCUGGUCGGCGUCGUCAGAGGCGCCGGUCCCAACCCAUCCCUGCGGGACACCCUGGAGGUGCUCCGGGAGGUGGCGGAGCUACGGGAGCACAGGGCGGCGUUGGUUUCUGCCGGUGCCGUCUCGGCGCUGGCCAAAGCGGCGCAGGUCGUGGCCGCGUCAAACGGCAAAAAAAACGACGAUGAUGACGACGGUGGCCUGCCGUGUGCCGCGAUGGCCGUGGAGACGCUGGGCCUCAUAGCCGAGGAGGGAUUCCUGCCGGCACUGUGCGGCCUGCUGGCACGCGUGCCGAGAGAGGGGCCCGCCGCCCUGGCGCUGUGCCGGGCGGCGGGCGCCAUCGCAGCGGGACAGGCGCACAACCAGGACGCUCUGGUGGUGGGGGGAGGGGCGGCCGCACUUGUCCGUCUGGCCAGAGCCCCGUCCCGAGAGCUCCAGCUGUGCGCCAUCGAGGCCCUGCGAGGGCUUGUGGAGGGGAAUGAGGGGGCUCGGCGCGCGGCCCUGGAGCUGGGGGCCGCCGCCCCGAUGCUUCAGCUGCUGCGAAGGUCCCGGGUGGAGCGCGUCCUGGAGGCCACGGGGACCGCCCUCUGGGCCUUGGCCGGCGGCGACAUCGACCACGAGACGGCCCUCGCCACCACGAUGGGCGCCGAGACGCUGGUGGAGUUUGCGCACUCGGCCACGGAGCGCCUGCAGCUGCUGGGCGCGUGGGGCGUGAGCGCGCUGGCACGGGGGGGCCCGGGCGCUGUGGGGGGGCGCCCCCCCGGCGUGACGGCGACCCCCUCCCCGCUGGUGCAGGCCCUGCUGCGCCUGCUGCAGACGCGCAGCCACCCCGUGUUGCUGGCCACGCUGCCGGCGCUGCGGGCAAUCUGCCUCGAAGUCGGCUAUGUGCCAAGUCCGGUGCACCAGCUGCAGGUCUUGAACUCCCCCUGCGUGGACUUCCUGCUGGAGCUGGUGGGGCCCGCCACGGCCCCGGCACCCCCGGGGCCCCUCAGGACCCCCGAGGUGCAGGUGGAGGCCAUCUGGACCCUCGCCAGCGUGUGGCUCGGAAACCCCGCGAGGCCGGCCGCAAGCGCCCGCGUGGCCGAGCUGGUGGAGCGCCUGCUGCGGCUGCUGCGCUCCGCGCCAGCGGACGAGGCGGUGCGCGUGGGCGCCGGUGCCGCCCUGGCCGCGCUGGCGUUCCGGAGCCCCGGCACGCUGCGCCAGAUCCAGCGGGCGGGCGGCCUGCGCUCGCGCCACCUCCUGCCGGCGCUCGACUCGCGGCACGAGCGCAACCGCGUCGACGCCGCUUUCCAGGUGGUGGUGCUGGCGCGGGCAGUGGUGGACGGGAAGGCGGCAUCCCUGCGGGCGAGGGGCAUGGGGGUGCUGGUGGACUCGCUGUGUCGCUCGCGGGGUCACAAGGAGACUGUGGAGCUGGCGGCCGACUGCAUCGCUCGGCUGGCACGCACGCACGAAGGUGUCCCCGAGGCGCUGGUGGCUGUGGACGUGGUGCAGCUGCUGUGGCCGCUGCUGGAGGGGCCCUCGGGGCGCGUGCGCCGCUCCGCCGCCCUCGCGCUCGGCCACCUCAGCUUCACGCACGCGGCCGUCCGCAUGAUUCUACGCAGGUGCCGCGAGAGCCCACGGCUGGCGGGCGUCUUGCUGCAGCACACGGAGCAGCAGAGCGCCCUCUGCCCGGCGCUGCUGCAGGCGUGGAAGCACUACUGCGCGCUGGCACUGUCCUCCCCACGGAACGCUGCUGACCCCGCGACCCCGAGUGACCCCAGUGCUGACCUCUUCACUCGCGCGGCUGCCCAGUUGCUGUCGGGCCCCCUGCCGGCGCCGCCGCCGCGGCAUCUGGCCGAGGGCGCGCCGCGCUCCGUGUCACAGCUGACGCUCGACUCGCUGGCGCUCAGCCCGGGUCGGUAACCGCGCCGCGGUCGUCGUCGUCGUCCUCGCGGGCGGCAGGAAGGGCGGAGACGAGGCAAACAAA